Molecule: messenger RNA, 2226 nt
Organism: Silurus meridionalis
Lineage: Eukaryota; Metazoa; Chordata; Actinopteri; Siluriformes; Siluridae
Gene: tgfb5
Product: transforming growth factor, beta 5
Exons: 7
Coding region: 472-1713 (413 amino acids)
Biological process (GO): regulation of cell population proliferation; BMP signaling pathway; SMAD protein signal transduction
Cellular component (GO): extracellular region
Molecular function (GO): cytokine activity; type III transforming growth factor beta receptor binding; growth factor activity
Source: RefSeq, a predicted model, not a curated record
GACACACUCAGAGGAGAGUCUCCACUUUCUUCCUUCUUUACCUCACCGGCAGCUAAAGGUUUAAAGGAUAUAUUCAAAGAUAUAUUGCUGAGAUUCACUUUUUUAUUCUUUUUUUUUUAUAUAAUGACGUGCUGCAUAAAUCGUGCAAUUUUUUUCUCAAAUAAUUUCUUUACAUUUAGAGUGUGCGGGUGAAAGAAAUAAUGCACAAGAUAAUUUUGUAAGAUAGAUAUCAUUUUUUAUUAGGCAAGGCUACUAUGUGUAAGUUUGGAGCACGCGGAGCAACGUGAUGCCACACAGAUAAAAACCUGCACGUGAGCGCGGCGUGGGUCAGUCAGUCACCAGGUGCACGCGCCAACACUGAGAGCGCAGCUCCAACAGAGCGGAGCAGCGAAACAAACCGGAGUCCAGAACCGGAUUAUUAUUAUUAUUUGUUUGUUUGUUUUUACUUAACUUGAUUUUUCUUAAACAACCAUGUGGUUCAUCAAUAUCGCGCUGCUUAUCCUAAAGUUAUCCGUGUCGGCUGAGGGCUUUUCGACGUGCCAGUCUUACGACUUGGACGAUCACAAGUCCAAGAGGAUAGAGGCAGUGCGCGGACAGAUCCUGAGCAAACUGCGUAUCCGAUCUCCACCAGAUUCCGCAGCUCCCCCGCAGCCCGAAUCGGUGCCUUUCGAGGUCAUGCUGCUUUAUAACAGCACCAAGGACCUGCUGAAGGAGCGCGCGCGCCAUGCCGAGUGCGAGCGCGAGAGCAGCGAGGAAGAUUACUACGCUAAAGAGGUGCAGCGAGUGGACAUGCUGCCUCAGCGCCCCGACCCCAAUGCCAUAAACACGGUGCCUCAGAGUCCAUACUUCAGAGUGGUGAAGUUUGACGUCACCAAUGUAGACAGAAAUUCUAGCACACUUGUCAAGGCAGAGUUCCGCAUAUACAGGGUGCAGAACACGCAUGCACGAGCCACGGAUCAGCGAGUCGAAAUAUACCAGAUUCUGAAAUCUGAUGAUAUUACAGGUUCCACUCAUAGGUAUAUAGAUUCCAGAAUCGUACAGCCACGAGCCAAGGGGGCAUGGCUGUCGGUUGACGUCACAGAGACUGUGAAAGAGUGGAUGGCUUAUAAAGAGAAGAACUUGGGCCUGAUGCUUAGUGUUCAUUGUCCAUGCUGCACAUUUGUCCCAUCCACAAAUAAUAUUAUGCCCAACAAGAGUGAGGAGUUGGAAGCUCGAUUUGCAGGUGUAGAUGAUGACCUGAAUCGCCCUAACCGCAGGCCAGGUCUGACUAAAGGCCAGAUAGAGUUCAGUACUAAAACACCACACCUCAUACUGACCCUGCUGCCCACAGAUCGUUUGGAGAACCCCAACAAAAAGAACCGCAAGAAGAGGGCAGCCGCUGAUGCUACAACAUGCUCCAGGAAUGCAGAUCAAGGCUGUUGUUUAAGGUCUCUGUACAUUGACUUCCGUCGGGACCUAAACUGGAAAUGGAUCCAUGAACCGAAAGGAUACAAAGCUAAUUUUUGUGCUGGCAAUUGCCCGUAUUUGUGGAGUGCAGACAAUCAUUAUAAUAUGAUUUUGCCACUUUAUAACAAAAUGAAUCCCGAGGCAUCUGCAUCCCCCUGCUGUGUGCCCCAGGACCUGGAGCCUCUCACUAUCGUUUAUUUCCUUGGUCGGACUCCACGGGUGGAGCAGCUCUCAAACAUGGUGGUCAAAUCCUGCAAAUGCCGCUGACUGCUGGAGGUAUGGAAGUAGCCACGCUGAAGAGAUAGAGCGCACAGGAGAGGACGCAGGAGAUGCAGUAGAGCAUGGACAAUAUCUGGGGACUGCCAGAAGAUUGAGCGAAAACAACUCAGAUGUUGGUGCGCACAUUUUCUUUUUCUCAGGUUUCACUCAUUUCGAGUCGAUUCAGAGAGAUGCACAGCAUUAAUCGAUAUUGUAAAUCAUUCAAAUGAAACUGUUUCAGGUACAUAAAUGCCAUUCAGUCUUGUUGUCCUUCAUGUUUCAAACUGUUUUUCUAUCAUAGUGUUUUAGUCUGAUGCAGCUUCAGUUUAAAGAAAAUAUUUAAAAGACGGUAGUCAAAGAACCACGAGGAGUUAGAACAUGACCUAGUUGUGCAAAAGCAGUUUAUUGUAGAACUGUAGAGCAGUUGUUUUUGAAUUGUUUUGAUUUCACAAAGUGUACAUAUUUUUCCAGACAGGUAAGGGUUUUAUGUUUAUACACCAAAUAAAAGCUGAUUACAUGACA